CCUUGGCUUCACAACUUGGUGGUCACAGGCAACCCAAAUCUCACAAAGAGAACCACUGUUUCAACACUUUAAGAACAACAACAAGAAGCACAGUAUUGUAAWAUGGGAUCAGACAAUCGAAUSUUACAAACCUGCCGUGCCCGCAGCAAAUCAUUGUGAGUGCACUUCGGUUSGCACGACSUAUUGCCUGCACGAUACCGUGCUCGGGGUUCKCUAGAAURGAAUGGAACCAUUCCAGAGCUACCGRGUAGCUUUUGCGAAGUCCCCAAACACAAAUUUCUUGCCCUGUCCCAAUUGGCGUUCUCGUCAUUUCUCUCUCUAACUUUUUUGUAUUCUUUCAUUCGUUCUUGCGUCAUUGCUUUCCCUUUGAUUGAUUCUGCCUUUUCGUUCGAAACACCGCCGCUGUUUGUGUUCCGUCCAUGGGCGCCGCAUUGCCAAAUGCCAUUUUUUCUUUGUAUUCGUUGUGUACUCUACUUGUGACCGAAUCCAAUGAUUGCAUCUCCUGCUACCAAAAACGACGUUCUUGUCUGAUUCCAUUUGUCAUCAGCUUGACCCCUACCCGCAUUGGCUUGAUUGCUGCAUUAGCGGUUGUGUUUGUGGUCUUUGCGUCAUUGAUGGGUACUAAAAACAGAGAUUCAGAGCUCCGGGGAGGCCAGGCUGCUAUGGAAAGGGCCCAAAACAUGGACCAUUACAACGACUACAACUGGAUCGAGCUGCCUACCGAAGUACAAGAGGCCGCAACGACUUUGGGCUACAAUCAAAAUACGUGGGAUGACUGGGACGAUCCAGAACUUUUUGAGGGAGAAUGGUCGGAGUUAACACACAAAGAAAAAUCUGCGGCACAGGUUCUUGGAUACAGCGAAGAAAUCUGGUGUAUGGAAUACGAKGGUAUUUACUCCUCAGGCACUAGUUYUCCGUCCCAAGACAAUAGUAGUGGAGGCUCUGAUGAAGCCUCGUCUGAUGCCUCUACUGAUGCGACGGAAAACUCGAGCGCGCAAAAGAACGACGCGUAAGCCAAGAUUUGUAUUCGAUGKGUGCAAUUCGUGCAAACGUGUAGAAGUAGCAUUWGGCAACCGCCAAUUGAAAAGAAAAAGGGCAACUGCACACAUACUUGGUGGCUUCUCGAUCAAAACUAAAGAAUGUUUGGUAACUUCGCGACAUCGCUGUUGCCGGCAAAAAAUUAAAUACACAGUAUGGGAUGGAAUGAAGUUACUCCACGAACGAAUCGCAUUUUAGACUGAAAAACUAAUUGCAAAAAUAUUAAAAGUGAACACGAAAAUCAAACGCAUAUUGGAAAAACGGCCUCAAAAUCAUAGAAGUAAUCUUACCAAUCUUAUCAUCACAACUGCUCACGAAAGGGCUGGGUUUGGACUCCCAGACCUUUCGUAUAAAUGAUUGGUCCUGCAAAAAUUUUAUUCAUAUUUUGAUCUCAAUGAACUUGUUUAUGUUCAGCGCUCWGCGUUUUUCCUGUUCAUUUUCGUCGGAURCAAGUUGUGUUACAUAMUUUGUCGUAGAUAAUCAAUAUGAGGUUUGUUCCAGCUGCAUCAAUAAUACCAAACAACCAUGAAACAUGUUGCAAGCUCGAUGUGAAGCUACCUUAUUUGAUCAACGAAAAACGGUCAAUUUUWUUUUYAAAAUUCAUCUUUUUAGUUAGUUAUUAUCAUGUGCUAAAAAAUUACAGUAGCUUGUGGAUUCUACACAGYUGGUAGAAUAGUUCCGACGUUUCAAAAAGUUUCCCAUCAUCAUAUUUCUUUCAUACCCGGAAGGAUUAUACGAAUUGAGAGAAAUUUUGGAAAGAUUAAACAACGGUCGGAAGGUCUGCUUUGAUAAGCAAGAUAUUCUUGGUUCUCGCAUCGCCCCUUGGUACAAGAUGCGCAAAUGCAAUGAUCGACACGAACACGAUUGCAUUUGCAAGUGAAAGCUGGUGUUUGCAUGUUCUUUCCUUAAUUGGCGGCCUUGAAUCCGAGUCCAUUGGCCUCACCGUAUUUCUCCAUGAAUCGCAUGAAUCGGUCCCAUGCUUCAGGAGAGUUCAUGACAUAAGUAGAUUCGAUAGAUUGAGGCUUUCCGUUGGAAAACCUAGCGUUGACGUCGGUUGUGGAAAUUUCACCCUCGUCGUCAAUCAUGAACAUUCCAGUGACCUCACCCUCUGAAGUGGUACUGGCAUCGAAGACAUUGGGGGCAUCGAAGAAGAAGGUGGCAACUCCACUCGAUCCAUCCUUGGCACGCGUUAGUUUGACAUCAGGGACGCACUUCUCGUCAAAMCCCUUGAUGAAUUGGAUGGAUCCGUUCAGCUGAGAACUGCUGACAGCUUGUCUGGYGGCAGGCACAGGCGCAAAUGCACUGGUGAGAGAUGCUGUGGCGGCAAGAACAAAGGCUGUUGUGGAGAAAGAUUUCAUUUUGGAAGGUUUGAAGCUUUAUUAUUAUUUGYCGUGAGAUUUAAAUUUUGUGUGYUUUAUAAGGAGSUKAGAACGUCCUGAUGAAAGACGAGAUGCAGUAAUAGUUGUGACUCGAAGGUGUGUUCGAAUGAUAGCUGAGUUGUUGUUGACCACUCAUACUUCAGUUUAAUUUGCACUUCGUAUCGGUACCACUCUGUCCGUAUUGCAGGCAUCGUACCUCGUGACUUMACGGCAGUAAGCUACGGUACGGCAAYCGGCAACGGUCUAAACGAUGAUUUCAAUGAUCGUGUCGAUGACGAAUGUUCGUGACGAUGCGUGAUGACUACAAAGAUACCAUACUGUAAACAGGUAGCGCCCUUGUASGUACGGUAGUGUAGUUUAGUACCAGGCAACGGUGAAACGAUUGUGCAGAUGGAUACGAGUACCGUGGUGAGAGACACGUGAUUUUGAAUGCAUGCGCUUGUUCACUCUUUGUUUCUUCUGAAUUCGAGCACUGACGUUUUCGUCGUAGAGUUGGCGCAUAAGAAACAUUUAAAACAUUA
This is a messenger RNA of Pseudo-nitzschia multistriata, 2938 nucleotides long. Lineage: Eukaryota; Bacillariophyta; Bacillariophyceae; Bacillariales; Bacillariaceae. The record is from the annotation of a GenBank genome assembly.